Messenger RNA from Vombatus ursinus (common wombat), 4841 nucleotides. It is a transcript of the gene RNF44, whose product is annotated as ring finger protein 44. The record is from RefSeq and is a predicted model, not a curated record. Lineage: Eukaryota; Metazoa; Chordata; Mammalia; Diprotodontia; Vombatidae. The coding region runs from base 170 to 1513 and encodes 447 amino acids. The transcript has 11 exons.
UCCAGCCGUCCAGGCUCGGGAACAAAGGGAAGCGGCCCCGGGGCUGCAGCCGGGAGGCUGAACGGCCACUUCGCCUCGCCUCACUUGGUCUCUGCGCUCCGCAGAUCUGGCCCUUCCCUUUCCCCAGUACUGAGGUCCAGCUCUUUCCCCCACCUUCCCGACAUCACCAAUGCGACCAUGGGAACUGGUAGUGAAUAGGCGGCCACCCUCAGCCCCCUUCAACCAGCACCGAUUCUCCGGGGGACCUUGCAGUACCCCAGCACUCCUCAGGCGAAGCCCCCCCACCCGGCGCCAGUUGGGACGACGUGAUCGCCCUUUGCCCAGCUUCCUCACCCAGGAUGAAAGCUUCCUGUCGACGGCAUUCCCCCCCCAGCUGCAGCCUCAGCACCUCCCCAUAGAGGAGCCUCGCACCUUCGCCCUCGCCGGCACAUCACCCCGAAUGCUCCACCCAGCUGCCCAGCAGACCCCAUUCAUGGUUGAUCUCCACGAGCAGGUGCACCAGGGGGCCGUCCCUCUGUCCUACACGGUCACCACGGUAACGACUCAAGGCUUCCCCCUCCACACAGGCCAGCAUAUCCCUGGGUGCAACACGCAGCAGCUCCCAGCAUGCUCCGUGAUGUUCAGCGGGCAGCACUACCCCCUCUGCUGCCUCCCACCCCCACUGAUCCAGGCGUGUGCCAUGCAACAACUCCCCGUCUCCUACCAGGCGUUCCCCCCCCUCAUCUCCAGUGACCAUUAUAUCCUGCACCCACCACCACCAGGACCCCCCCACCAGGCCACCCACAUGGCACCACUGGGCCAGUUUGUCCCCCUCCAACCUCAGCACCCUCGAAUGCCCUUGCAGAGGAUAGACAAUGAUGUGGAUCUUCGAGGGGAGCAGCACCCCAUUGGGGGCUUCACGUAUCCUGCCUCCCACCAUACCCCGGCCCUCUCCCCAUCUGUCCCCCUGCAUUACCUCCCUCAUGAGCCCCUGCACCAGGAACUGCCAUUUGGUAUGCCAUACCCUCAUAUGAUGCCCCGGAGGCUGAGCACUCAGAGGUAUCGACUGCAGCCGCCUCUGCCCCCGCCACCCCCACCGCCACCACCACCACCGCCACCCCCACCACCAACCUAUUACCCCAGCUUCCUGCCAUACUUCCUAUCGAUGCUUCCCAUGUCCCCAACAGCCGUGGGCCCCACGAUCAGCCUGGACCUAGACGUGGAUGAUGUGGAGAUGGAGAAUUACGAGGCAUUACUGAACCUGGCAGAGAGGCUGGGAGAGGCCAAGCCCAGGGGACUCACCAAAGCUGACAUAGAACAACUUCCAUCCUAUCGAUUCAACCCUGAGAGCCACCAGUCAGAGCAGACGCUGUGUGUCGUCUGUUUCAGUGACUUUGAGGCCCGGCAGCUUCUCCGAGUCCUUCCCUGUAACCAUGAGUUCCAUGCCAAGUGUGUCGACAAAUGGUUAAAGGCAAACAGGACCUGCCCCAUCUGCCGGGCAGAUGCCUCAGAAGUACACCGGGAGGCCGAGUGAGCUCGGUCCACAGCCCUGGAGGCCCAGAGAAUCUUGGGCAUGUGGCCCAGGAGUGGGGGAGGGGCCCAAGCUCUGUUACCCACCUCCCUCUUGUUCCCCUGAGCCCCUCCUUGGAUUGGCUAAGAAGAUGGACAGUGUCAGACCCUGGACUCCCACCCACUCUGGGCCGGGCCAGGCCACAGCCACCUGUUCCCCCAGAGCAGGGUCUGGGCUCUGGCCCGUCCUGUCCUUGAGGAGAAGAGCUGCUACCCACAUGUUUACCAGCCUCCAAAGACUCCUCCCGUCUCCUCCCGCCCACUGCUGCCACUGCCGCCACCUCGGGGCUGCCUCAGUAUUUGAAGCUCGUGGAGUUUCCUGCUUGGGUCUGUCUCAUUUUGCCUCUUGUUUCUCACCCCUCGGCUGUCCAGCUCUCCCCUCCCUCCCUCAGGGCAGGGCAUCCUCAGAGAUCUGGAGGCUGCUGCCCCUCCCCACCCCUGGCUGGCUUCUCCUUCCCCACUCCACCAGAGGGGCACCUGGUUUCCUCCCUCCCAUCCCUUCCUUCUUCUUGCAAAGAAUGCAAGACAACAUGGAGGAGCUGGUGGCCAGAUGGGGCGCUGGCCGCCCCUUCCCCCCCACCCCCUAAGCAUUGACAGACAGGUGUACGGGUCUGGCCCACGGGGAAUAGGACCUGAGCUAGUGUGCCAAGGUCAAUGCCACUGAGUUCCUGUCUGCCCCCAAUGAACUUUCUUUUGCACUGAAAUGGGGUUGAUUCUGGCCAGCACCUGCCUGCCUAUCUGCCUGGUUUCUUUGGACAAGAAGGGAUCAGUUUAGAAAUUUCUUGUCUCUCUCUUGCCCUUGGGGUAGGUAGGGGAAGACUUCUCUACUCCCUGCACCAGCCACAGCUCUGGAGGAUUCCCUCCUCCCCCAGCAUAGCCUUGGGUUUGGAAAGAAGUCUGUUUUCACCCAUCUUUCCACCUCCCCUGGGCCCUUGGGUUGGGGCAGGAAGGCCUUCAACACCUUCCCCACCCCUAGGAUUAACCAGUCUUGGAGGUGGGGGAAGGGAGGAGGAGGGGAGGUACAGGAGAGCUGAACAUCAUCGUCACUCCCUCAUCUCCCUGGUCACUACAUUCCAGCCCAGCCUGGCCUUGACAGCCUCCCCCCAGCUCCAGGGCAGUAGAGAAUCCAGGCUGGUUCUGGAGGCAGCUGGAAAGAUUGUCUAUCUUGGGGCAACCAACAGACAGCAAAGCACUGUAGUGGAGGGGAGGUCUCCCCCUUUCAAGGUGAGCCGGGGGAUUCCCCCUGUCCCCAGGAGAAUGUAUGCCCUGGGCCUGUCCCUGAAUGGGAAUGGUGCAUGGGGAGGGCCUCCGGCAGCCCCUCUAGGACAUAUAAAGGGGGCUCAAGGCAGGGGCAGGAGGGGAGAAAAGAGCUGUCCCCCAGCUCCCAGAUUUCUCCCCAGACAUUUUGCAUGAUGUGUUGAGCAGCAGUUUUUUUCCAAAAUCGUGUGUGGGGUGUUUGUUUGUUUGUUUGUUUGUUUUUUCCCCCUAUUUUUGUUUCUUUUGGGGUUUAAAACAAAAACCAAGUGUUAGCAUUAGUGCAAGGAAGAUGAGGAGGAGGCCCUACCCCUAAUCCUAUAACCUGUGUAAAUGUUCACCAAUAAUAUGCAUGCGUGUGUGCCCAGGCCAGCCUAACCCAGCCCAGCCAACUGUGGGGCAGGCAUGGGGCAUAGGGGCCAGGGCAGGGUGUCUAUGCUCAGCCAAUAACUGCCAUGCAUUGUACUGCACAUGUCCACAGACGCCUGACCAGGACCCAAAGUCGUUCCAGGCAUUUUAUUCUCCUGUUCCCCAUCUCUUAACAUAGCCAGGGUGGAGAAACUGAGGAGAGCGAGGGUGGGGGCAUGCCAGGCCCUGGGGAGAGAAGGGUUAGUGAUUGAGACUUGAGGCUCACGAUGCCCUUCUCCCCCAGCAUGAUCAGGCCUGUAGCUCCAAGGAGCCCCAUGGUUAGGAGGGAUGAGAUAGCUCAGCUUCCUUCUGGGGGGAGCAGGGAAGAGAGCCUAACUUACCCCUCUUCUUGGGGUGGGGUACCCAUUCUGAGGUAGGAGUCUUGUCUCCCUCCUGGCUUAGGGGACCAUCUUUGGGGAACAGCAUGGUGCCUCCAGGGGCUCCCUUUGAUGGGUCCUCCAUGGCAGCCAACCCAGACCCUCUUCUCAGUCCCACCUCCACCUCCCCCAGCUCACCAGGACACCACCUGCAAAGCGAACUGCGUGUAGGGCCUGGCACAUCUGAGCAGGCUGUCCCCUCUCAGCCUCCCCUUCCCCAGGCUCCUGUUGCCUCAGGAAUGGCCCAAACACCGUGUUCUCUUAAACAUAGCGGCCCUCCCCCUUGGCCUGGGUGGGGUCCAUCUGCUGUGUCCCAGAACUCUCUGGGACCAGCUCCUCUCCUCCCCCUACCCCCACCGCUUGCCACAGAGAACCCAAAGUCUUACUGUAUAUAUUCCGCCAGGUGACAUUUCUAUAUUUAUAGCCAACAGUGUUGAGAAACCCAUCUGUUUCACUCCUCACCCCUGACCCCACCCUGGACCCCGUAAAGGUAACCUUAUGUUAGGUAAGGACACCCUUCUCGGAGUCUAACCCACUCCUUCCCUUCCCCCCCCUUACGGUUCCCUGGCAGGCAGAUCGAAAGGCUCACAGCUCCUGGGCUGCAGAAUUUAUCCUGAUGAGCAGCUAGAAAAACAAAACAAACAAAAAAAAAUUUAAAAGAGAUCCUCGAAAAAGAGAUAAAAAAAGAGAAAAACCAAUAUUUAGGAUGUUUGUGAUUUGCUGACUGCGCUGUAGAUGCCACUGUUACCAAUGAUUUCCUGUGGUGGGGAUGGUGCAUUGUUUACUGUUUUAAGUUCUUGCACCCCUGGGCCUGGCAGCUGAGGGCCAGCCCCUCUGCCCACCUGCCCCGCCUGGGGCCCAUGUUCUGUGUUAGAAAGUUUUUAUAUAUAUAUAUAAAUAUCUAUAUAUAUAUAUAAAUAUAUAUAUAAUUUUUUUGGCUCUGUUACUUGCACAUUUUACAGUUACCUCAUUUUCCCCAUGUAUGUAUUUGAAAAAAAAAUGCUAAUAUAUAGAGAAAAAAAUGGUUCUUAAAAGCUCUAAACGUGUGGUUUCAAUUUUGUUCUCUUCCAUUCCAUUGGACCCAUCUUGGUUUGUAGCAUUUACCAUAACUAGUAUGUUGUAUUAUAUAUGUGGAUACUGAUUGAAAUUUUUAACAGAUUUGUACUUUUUUUAAAAGGAAAGUUGCUAGUUCUGCUUGACCAAGUAGUGCAAUCAUUAUUUUUUUUAAUGUUGUGGCUGAUUUAACAGGGAUAU